Messenger RNA from Aphanomyces invadans, 1081 nucleotides. RefSeq lists its product as hypothetical. Lineage: Eukaryota; Oomycota; Saprolegniomycetes; Saprolegniales; Verrucalvaceae. The coding region runs from base 27 to 833 and encodes 268 amino acids. The transcript has 3 exons. The record is from RefSeq and is a predicted model, not a curated record.
GCCGAAGAUUCAAUUGAACCGUGGCGAUGUCGUCGACUGCGCUGCUUGGAAGCCUGGCACUCGCUGUGCUGACUGGCGUGUACAUCUUCCUGAGUAGCGCGCCCGAGGUGGAUAUCCCUGCAUGUAGGGGCAUGUCCGUCUCGUUCAUGAUCCAAGGCGUGUUGCCUAAAUUCCUUGGAGGACGCGACGACAAACUCGGCACAGUCACGUCACUAUGGAAGUGCGCGAGUCUGUAUCAAGAACAACACUCAAGUUUUGUCGUUGCGAGCUUCGCCCUCGUGUACGUGUCUCUGCAGACAUUUGCCAUCCCCGGUCCCCUCAUCCUCAGCAUCCUCUCGGGUGCGUUGUAUCCAUUCGUUCAUGCAAACUUGCUCGUUGCUGUGUGCGCGACCACCGGCGCGUCUCUGUGCUUCCUGCUGUCGCAUUACUUGGGCCGCAACCUCGCACAACGCCUUCUUCCCGACAUGUUAGCUUCGUUCAAGACCAAGAUAGCAGCCAACCGGUCGAAUUUGUUCUACUACAUGCUCUUUCUUCGCCUCACGCCGCUGCUUCCGAACUGGUUUGUGAACGUCGCGUCUCCUCUCGUCGGCGUUCCCUUUGGUGUAUUCGUCGGCGCGACCUUCAUCGGGCUCAUUCCGGCCAACUGCAUCCACAUUUCGACCGGAGCGACGCUGGGCAGCACUGCCGCUGACGCCGGGAGCGGCAACAACUUGAUCAACUUUGGCAUCUUGUUUGCGCUGCAAUUCCUCGCGCUUUUACCGACGUUGUUCAAGAGUAAGCUGCAAGCUCUGGAUGGUGGAGCAACUCCCGCAGCGACCAAGAAGGCCAUUUGAAUGUCCAUUUCGCUGGCGUACUCGCUAAACAAUCGCAGACUGUCGUUCCUGAACGCAACCUCAGACGCGUCUCCGCCAUCUUCCAACAAUCUUCUUGUUAGUACGACGGGAUGUGGCGAGCCGUCUCGUAUUCGUGGCAUAAAAUGGAGACCACGAUUGGUUUUACGAGCUAGAACAGCGUCCACACUUCAGCCCGGUGGUGGCAGGCAUCUGAGGACGAGUUGCAACGUCUUGCGGACAAGAUGCGG